AGGGCAGAAAGUAAAUUUUGAAAAUAGAACUUUGAUUUUGAUUUGAAUUGAAUUGAAUGUUACCAAUGAUGGCCCAUGGAAUUAGUAGGAUCCCUACUAAUUCCAUGGUUUUGCCUCGAACAAUCGGUGAAUGUUUUUGAGGAUGUGUGUAUGAAUAUUUGUUACUCUUUCAGGAAAAAUCUACUGGAUAGUUAUGAAAUUUGAUAGGUACACUGGUGGAACAUAAUCUGAAUUAAUACAGGGUACUUUGUACCUAUACAGAAAUUCCCACAGGAGCGAAGCCCCGGGGCGCAGCUAGUUUUAACUAAGUUUACAUUUUUUAUUUCUACUUGAUUUUUUAUUAAAAUACAAUAUUGUUACGUAGUGGUCGAUUUAAAUAUUUAACACUGUAUAUGUAAAAAUCACGAGUCUUUUGCCGACCAAGAAGGGCGGGCAACAUAGCUUAUUUUAAGUUUUUAUUCCAUGUAGGUAACAUAACUCUAUAUGGCUUUAAUACCUAAUAAUCAGUUCGAUUGUUGUCAUAAGUGUCAAACCGUCAUGUUUUUAUGCCAGUCAACAUUUUUAUAACAAUCAAAAUUUACAUUUUAAUAACAUCAGCUUAGUUUUUGCAAAAGUAACCCAAAUAUGUUUGCUCAACGACUGACAAGAUUGUUUGUUCGAGCACCUUCACGCACCCUCUACGUACCGACAGCAAUUUAUGCGAAACACACACCAGGGUGUCCUGCGACUAAAGGUAAAGGAGCCAAGGGGGGAGGGACGGCAAAAGGUGAAUUGAAACGACGCGAAUACUCCGACAAAGUCCGUUUAGCAUUUAUGCCCGAGGAAUGGUUUCUGUUUUUCCAUUCAAAAACCGGAGUCUCUGGACCCUAUAUUUUUGGCUUGGGCGUCCUAAACUAUUUAUUCAGUAAAGAAAUUUAUGUUAUGGAACAUGAAUUUUACUUGGGUCUAUCAAUAGCCAUAGUUAUAAGCUUAGUGCAUAAAAAUCUUGGGCCAGGCAUUGGUGCGAGUUUGGACAAAGAUGUUGACGAUUAUGUUGCUGAUAUGGAAAAGGGUAGAAACGAGCAAAGGGCGAUGUAUGAAGAAAUAAUAAAAUCUGCAAAGGAUGCCCAAUGGAGAGCCGAAGGACAGAAACUAUUAAUGGAUGCUAAAAAGGAGAAUAUUGCGAUGCAACUAGAAGCUAUUUAUAGGGAGAGAAUGAUGCAUGUUUACAAGAUGGUCAAAGGUCGCAUGGACUACCACUUGAAGAGAUACCAAGCGGAGGCUAGAAUACACCAGAAAUGGAUGCUUGGGUGGAUACUAGAAAAUGUACGGAAGUCUAUAACACCAGAAUUUGAGAAACAAGCUUUAGACAGAGCUAUUCAAGAUUUGGCUACCGCUGCUAGCCAGGCAAAACAAUAAAUUGUAAAAUUAUAUGUAGAGGUACAUGUGUUAUAUGGUUAAUGUACAGACUUCUUUAGAUAGCAAUGCUAAGUUUGUUAUCUUUAAGGAAAUGUGUAGAUAGAACAGGCUUUGCGUUAUAUUCAAAAUUAUUGUAUGAAAAUUGAAUUUAUUUUAUUUCACAUAUUAGUGAAUAAAAGGAUUUAAAAUACAAUAAAA
Messenger RNA from Plodia interpunctella (Indianmeal moth), 1596 nucleotides. Its product is annotated as ATP synthase subunit b, mitochondrial-like. Lineage: Eukaryota; Metazoa; Arthropoda; Insecta; Lepidoptera; Pyralidae. Gene Ontology annotation, molecular function: proton-transporting ATP synthase activity, rotational mechanism. The coding region runs from base 625 to 1398 and encodes 257 amino acids. The record is from RefSeq and is a predicted model, not a curated record. The transcript has a single exon. Gene Ontology annotation, biological process: proton motive force-driven ATP synthesis.